AUGUACGACUACGGGCCACUACCAGGCUCCGGCUUCUCCGAGGUUAUUGUGCAGCUUGACCGGGAGGGUUAUCUGGAUCUGAUUAAAUGUGCGGAAAUUUUGAGUGUUGCGAAGGUGACAGCUCGCCGAAAGCUUGAACACUUGCAUGAUGGUAUCCUCCCAGCGGAUCUGAUAGAGUCCUAUGCAGAAGUGUCAAAUGGCGUACCAGUUAUAGCUCUGGCCGAAUACCCCCCCCUUUGCCAGUACGACGCAAGGUCGAAUACCUUCCACACACCACAGAUGAUGCGGCCUCUCCAACCGUGCGGUAACUGCACUUGGCGCAAGCGGUACUUGUACGCGGGCGAAUUGCCUGCCGUGAUGGAUCCUGACGGGUUCCUUGCUGUCACAAGCAUGGAUGUCGGUCUCGAUCUGGAUGUGAAGCCGCCGCGCAGUGGGCUUCACUAUUGGCUUGAUAUCUUUCAUGCAUGGACGUCGACGCCUCCUGAGCAGAGGAUGGACUGGAGCCGCCCAAUUGCAUCCAUUUUCAUGAUAACGUAUGAUCUCGCUCAAGAAAACAGGACCCAACGCUACGCUGUCAUUUUCAUAUGA
This is a messenger RNA of Sparassis crispa, 588 nucleotides long. RefSeq lists its product as hypothetical. The transcript is spliced from 6 exons. The record is from RefSeq and is a predicted model, not a curated record. The coding region runs from base 1 to 588 and encodes 195 amino acids. Lineage: Eukaryota; Fungi; Basidiomycota; Agaricomycetes; Polyporales; Sparassidaceae.